This is a messenger RNA of Gymnodraco acuticeps, 1323 nucleotides long. RefSeq lists its product as uncharacterized. The transcript is spliced from 11 exons. Bases 29 to 1084 code for a protein of 351 amino acids. Lineage: Eukaryota; Metazoa; Chordata; Actinopteri; Perciformes; Bathydraconidae. The record is from RefSeq and is a predicted model, not a curated record.
CACAGAGGACAACAAAACUCAAGGGAUAAUGGAAAAAAGCAAGUGGGACCUCAAAAAGAUCCGUUUUCAACGGAGACGUCUGACCAGGCUGGACGAUUUUGUACAUACAUACAAAGUCACCUUGAGCGCCCUGCUAAGGGAAUAUGGCGACUCUCUGAGGAGGGGGAAGAAGACCCAUCGUGUGGACAUGGAGCGAUGGAAAAAAAGAAAGCAGAACAGGCGAGGAGUUUAUGUGACACCCAUAAACAAGCCUUUUGUUUUCAGACAGCACAAGAAGAAUCUCAUGCAGAAGACAAAAACAGCAAAAGCUCCAGCUCCACUACAAAAACAAGCGCCAGGUGAAACGGAAGCACAUAUUCCAUCACAGGAUCCAAAAGACAAGGCAAGACAAGGUCAAUCUUCAUCCACAUCAGACAUGACGGAGCAUGCUGAGGAUGAUGCACAGGGAGGUAAAGUGGAUGCUUCAUCAGAGCUGACCGCGUUGUGGAAAAAAAAGGACACUGACGUGGUGGUGUCUGUAGUCCCCACUCAAAUAAGAGGCAACAGUUUUACCAUCCGUCACUCUGACAUGCGGACCCUUAGACCACACCAGUGGCUUACAGGCGAGAUCAUCGAGUGUCUUUUCCAUAUACAUGCACAUAAAUGUGAACUGGGGACGAGGAUUUAUAUUCUCAACCAUUACUCAGCUGGUGUGAUCCUCUUUGGGAAAAGAGAAGAGGUCAGGAAGCACACUUUGUCAAAGUACAUCAAUGCUGAAGAAAGCACAGUGUAUUUGGCAGAUCCUGCACGCAACUCUGCAGAGCAGGCAGAGUCAGACAAUGCUGCCAACAAAUGCAGUGAUUACUUCAAAAUGAGGAGGACCUGCUGCAGUAAGACAGACUGGGUAGACAUAAAAUGGAAGAGAGGAGUAAUGAAACACCCAGUACAGCAGGAUGGCAAUAGCUGUGGGGUAGUUGUCUGCAUGAUGGCAAAGGAGGUCAUGGAAGUCUUUCCUAAAACACCAACAAUGGCCUUUGGGACCACAAAAAAGGAGAUGUUAAAGAAAAGUGUUGGCCAUGGAAAUACUGACAGCAUCAGUGUUUGACAAAGAAGUCAACUGUGCCAUGUGCGCCGGCAUAAAACCACCCGGCUCAGUGCCACAUCACACCCACACUGACUGGAUUCAGUGUGACAGCUGUUUCCGGUGGUGCCACACACAGUGCCUGCAUAUGGACCAAAAGUCUCUUGAAGAGGCACAAGUUGGGGACUGGGUUUGCUCUCUGUGUGACAAAUAAUGUUUGUGCAUGAACAUGCGGUUGCUGUAUGUCCUAUAUUAACAACAAA